GUUAUGACCUGUUUCAGCCCUACUGCGCCUCCCGCACCUUCGCAUCCUCGAGCCGCCCGUCACAUACUCCGAGGAGCGUACCUCGCAAUGGCCAAGUAUAUCGAGGCUGCUGUUCCCUUGCCCAUGAUCCAUCACAUCCAAACUAGCCAUCCUUCAACUUUACCCGUAAUACCAUGGCGGAAGCACUUGCGACUCUUGCCGUUGUGGCCAGCAUCCUUCAGGUUGUUGAUUUAGGGGUCAGAGUCAUCAAACGUCUUGAGGACUUUCGCGAGGAAGCAGGUGGUCUCCCGAAAGCGUUCACGCACAUCAGCCGCCGAUUACCCAUCUUAAUUGACGCGUUAAGAAAAACGAAGCAAAUUAUGGAAAAUGGAUCCAUAGCCGAGAGUACGAGGGAGGCAUUCGCGCCUGCCGUGGAGGAGUGCUCCAGACAAAUCGCGAAACUGGAUUCGACAAUUGAUAGAGCUUUGCCUAAGAUCGGCGAUUCUGGAAUGACGAGAAAAUGGAAGGCUGUCGCGAGCGUCAAAUACGAUAGCGAGGUUCAAGAGAUGGACAAAGUUAUUGGCAUGUACAUGGAUACAAUGACGCAACAUCACAUCAUCUCAGCAGCUGCGAAAGACUCAGCUUUAGCAAAGGCUCCACCAAUCCCAACAACGACUUGUCCUUUCCGACGAGAUCAAGACUUUGUACACCGAGAUGCUUUAGAUCAAGUCACUUCACGCAAUAGGCCUGGAUCUAUUACUGCACUCGUUGGUAUGGGUGGUGUCGGUAAAUCUCAGAUAGCGAUCGAGUACGCACACCAAACUAGAGACGCUUCUCACCAGACAUGGGUGUUUUGGGUACAUGCUGAAAAGAUAACUUCGUUUGAGGAAGAUUACCGGAAGAUCGCAAAAGCGGUAUGCCUUCCAGGGUGCGACGAGAAAGGCGCGGAUGUGCUCACUCUCGUUCGCGAUUGGCUUGAUGACGAGACGAACGGACCCUGGGUUCUGAUCUUCGAUAACGUGGACGACGUAAACGUACUGACUGCGCCAUCUCCAAAGGCACAACCUCCGACGGUUGAUGAUGGGAGUUGGACAGCCCCUCAAAUCCGAGAAUUCGUACCGCGUUCGCAAAACGGGCUGAUACUGCUUACUUCGAGAAGUAGAGAGGCAGCACAGAUGAUCACUGGAAAUCUCAACUAUCAUAUCGAUGUCGAAGAGAUGAAUGAAGUGGAGGCUAUCACGUUACUCAAAAGCAAACUCAAGCCCAACGAUAUUUACGCCAACGAUGAUUUUGUACAGCUUGUCAAAGCCCUUGACUACAUUCCGCUCGCUAUAUCUCAGGCUGCCGCUUUUAUCAGUCUGAACUAUCCGCGUGUCACCAUACCCAAAUAUCUCGAGAGCCUUGCAAAACCGAAUCAAGACACGGAGAGAUUGUUGGAAGAGAGUGUACACGAAUCCAACAGAAGUGUUCACAGGUCAAAUUCAAUUGUCAAAACCUGGCAGUUAUCAUUCCAGUACGUUCGAGAGACACAUCCUUCAGCCGCAAGACUCCUUUCGCUGAUGUGCCUGUUCGAUCGGCAGGGGAUUCCGGAAGCGCUUCUCACCGACCAAUACGGCGAGGAAGCUACCGAAGCAGUAGCCCCACUUCAACCCCGCCUCUCAUGGUGGAAACGAAUCCGGAGACGGCGGCUGAAUAAACGCAAGCGACCCAUGGAAAAGAGACAACACAGAAGAGAGAGAAAAUGUAAUUUUGACGCCGACUGGCGCACAAUCACGAAUUUCUCAUUGAUCAAAACAAACGCGGACGGGCAACACUUCAACAUGCAUGGUCUGGUACAGUACACUACCAGGAGAUGGCUCGAAAUGAAUCAUGAAUUAGAGGUAUGGAAGCGAAGGUACGUCGCAAUAAUGAGCGACUUUUUCCCACAACCUGAACACGACAAUUGGAAGAUCUGUCAGUACCUUUUCCCGCACGCCCAACAAGCCGCGCAGUACCGUCCUAUCGAUAGGCCUGCACUGUUAGUGUGGACACCCCUCAUUCAAAGAGUCGCACAGUUUCCAAGUGUCAUUGGCAGCUAUACUACAGCCGAGGACCUGUGGCGUACGGCACUGGCUACGUUUGAAGCUCACAUGGGAGAACGAAACGAAAAUACACUACGAUGUUUGCAUCACCUCGGCUCUGUUCUCGUCACACUCAAAAAUUAUCCAGAAGCAGAAAUACUUCUUCGAAGAGCAUGGGAAGGGCGACAGGUCCUGCUAGGCCCAGAUCAUAUCGAUACUCUGGACAGCGCUCAUGGGCUAGGCGGGGUUCUCAACAUACAGAAAAAGUGGCAAGAGGGCGAGCUGAUGCAAGCGCGAGUGAUUGAAGGACGAGGAAACCUAUUUGGGCCAGAACACAUCGAGUUGCAGUCCCUGGUCGGUGGUCUUGCAUUCAGUAGCGUCAACAACGGAAGAUACGAACAGGCCGAAGCGCUCCACCAACAAGUGUCUGACAUACGCAAGGCCGCUUUCGGAGAAGAAUCAGACGACACGUACAAAAAUAUGCGUGCGCUUGCGGUACUCCAACACACACAGGGAAAAUUCACCGAGGCUGAAGCGCUGCAUCGGCAGGUCGUCACGACGAGGGAACAAAGAUCUGGGCUCCACGACGCUGAGACCAUCAAGAGCAUCAACUUCCUCGGAGAAGCGUUGGACAAACAAGGCAACUACGAUGAGGCGGUACAGCAAUACCAACGUGUUGUAGACGUGUUUACCGAUCUCGACAACAAGGCGCGCGAAGAGGCACUGUGGAGCAUGGACAACCUCGCCCAAGUAUUUUCAAAACAAGGAAAACUCGUCGAAGCGGAAGAGGUCGGUCGCCGGCUGAUCGAAGAGAGAGAGAAGCUGCUUGGAGUCGAUGACUUGGACACGCUGAUCGGUGUGCACACGCUGGCGGAUAUCUUGACCCAGCAGGAACGCUUCCAGGAUGCGACGUUGUUGUAUGAGCGAGCGUAUGUUGGGACUGAGAAGAAGUUGGGCCCAGAGCAUCCUGAUACGAUUGAGUUUCUGAACGACUUAAACUCAGCGAAGAACAAGCGGAUUUUGUGGGCUGGGGAAGAGGGGUAUUGUGUGAUCGAUAACAAUGCAUUGGAGUUGGCGAGCGUGGCGCCGGGGAUGUUGGUUUUCCAGUCACCGGUACCUAUUGCAGUCUAAGCUAAAGGGGAGAUGGAGUAUAUCUCUAUGAUACGGGCAGCUCUCGCUACAUAGUUAAUGUCUUCAAAUCUAG
Molecule: messenger RNA, 3243 nt
Organism: Dothidotthia symphoricarpi CBS 119687
Lineage: Eukaryota; Fungi; Ascomycota; Dothideomycetes; Pleosporales; Dothidotthiaceae
Product: TPR-like protein
Exons: 3
Coding region: 174-3170 (998 amino acids)
Molecular function (GO): protein binding
Source: RefSeq, a predicted model, not a curated record